This is a messenger RNA of Dendroctonus ponderosae (mountain pine beetle), 536 nucleotides long. RefSeq names its product collectin-10-like. The transcript is spliced from 3 exons. Bases 64 to 489 code for a protein of 141 amino acids. The record is from RefSeq and is a predicted model, not a curated record. Lineage: Eukaryota; Metazoa; Arthropoda; Insecta; Coleoptera; Curculionidae.
CUAGAUACAGCAUUUCCUGAUAAAUACCCACGACGAAAACAGUGUCCUGACUGAUAGCGAACAAUGUGGAAACUGGCUGCGUUUUUGGUGCUGGUUUCGCUGGCCAGCCGAGCUGCAGCUCAAAAAUAUACCAUUGUAACUGAACAGGCAACUUACACCCAAGCCUUGGCCUUCUGCAAGCGAUUGGGCCUCACUUUGGUGAAAGAACGCUCAUUGGAGGACACUGAUGCACUGAACGAAGCCAUCAGCGCUGCUGGCGAAACCGCACACUUCUUCUAUUUGGGCGGAUUUCAUCAGCAGGAUAAUAUUCUAACCCCCGAAUGGAUCUGGAUUGAUACCGGUGAGGAAAUCACCUAUGAGAAUUGGAGCACCGGGGCUAGCAAGGAUGGGGAAUGCUUGGUGAGGACUUCAGCUUCUUCAGUUGCGGGCAACUGGAUGUCGUCCACAUGCACAGUACAGCGCUAUUUCAUUUGUGAGCAAGAAGAAUAGACGAAUGAAACAUGCGGCUUUAAAACGAAAUAAAUUUUCCAAUUGUG